Messenger RNA from Gavia stellata (red-throated loon), 546 nucleotides. RefSeq names its product T-cell surface glycoprotein CD3 epsilon chain. Gene Ontology annotation, molecular function: transmembrane signaling receptor activity. Gene Ontology annotation, biological process: cell surface receptor signaling pathway; positive thymic T cell selection. The record is from RefSeq and is a predicted model, not a curated record. Gene Ontology annotation, cellular component: alpha-beta T cell receptor complex; external side of plasma membrane; membrane. NCBI's taxonomy places the organism in Eukaryota, Metazoa, Chordata, Aves, Gaviiformes, Gaviidae. The transcript is spliced from 7 exons.
AUGGGGCUGGAGCGGUCCUUGCCUCUGCUGGCACUCCUGCUGUGUGUGGUUGGCACCGCAGCUCAGCAGGGUAAGUCACAGGAGGGUAAGUAAUUCCUGGUGGAGAUUUCCGGAACCACGGUGACAAUCACAUGUCCCUUGACCGAAGACAACAUAGUCUGGGACUCAAGCAGGACAAAACCAGACACCAAAGAGAGGAAGUACGUUAUAGAGAAUCACGACAGCUCUCCUGCCAACGUGAGUUGUUCGUCAGGUGAUAGGAAGUACGAAAUGUACCUGAAUGCCAGAGUGUGCGAGAACUGUGAGGAGCUGGAUGCCUUGACAGUGACAGGGAUUAUCACGGCGGAUCUUCUUAUCACCUUCGGGGUGCUGAUUCUGGUCUAUUACUUCAGCAAAGACAGGAAGGGGAGAGCGAGCGCUGGUGCUGGCAGUCGGCCACGAGGUCAGAAGAUGCAGCGUCCUCCACCUGUUCCAAACCCGGACUACGAGCCCAUCCGGAAAGGCCAGCGGGAAGUGUAUGCAGGCCUGGAAUCCAGGGGCUUCUGA